This is a messenger RNA of Chenopodium quinoa (quinoa), 1905 nucleotides long. RefSeq names its product protein GAMETE EXPRESSED 1-like. Lineage: Eukaryota; Viridiplantae; Streptophyta; Magnoliopsida; Caryophyllales; Amaranthaceae. The record is from RefSeq and is a predicted model, not a curated record. Bases 64 to 1902 code for a protein of 612 amino acids. The transcript is spliced from 6 exons.
UAAUUAGUUUGCAAAUGCAGGAUUUAUCUUCUUCAUAAGGAUUGCUGUUAGUGACCUUGAUCCAUGAAGUCAGAGAUGGGAAAUUGUUGUAUUUGUGUAGGACUAAUUUUGCUAAUGUUUGUUACACUUUCGGAAAAAGGCCAUUCUUUUUCAUGGGGCUGGUUUUCUUCCUCUAAAUCCUCAUCAUCUUCUUCCAGUAAUAAUCACCAAUAUUCAAUGAAUGCGAAUAAUAUAAAUGGUAUGGUUGCUGAGUUUUCUUUGGAAGCCUUGGAUGAUCCUAAAGCGGUUGAACUAAUUGAAAAUGCGAGGAUGAAGUUAGGAGGAUCGAAUCCUUGUUGGUUUUAUGCGUACAAGAAUUUGUUUUCUUCGUGUUCAGAGAUUUUUGCUGCAGAGGAAAAGAGAAGUAGGCUUGCUUGGCUUCUUAGUGAUUGUUUCCAAAGAGAUUCGGGGAGGGAUCCUUUUCCUUCGUGUAACGCAGAAGGUUUCAUGGUUGAUUGUCUUCGAAAGUUGAACAAUGAUGAUCAUAAGACUUAUUUGGAAUUUUACCUUGAGACCAACUCCAUUUGCCAUCAGUUACAGUCUAAGGCUUUUAAGCUUCAAGUUGAAAAUUUAGUGAAUGACUUGAAAAAUUCAGCAUUAUCUACAGAAGAAAAACUAGAAACCAUUGAAGAAAAAUCAGAUACUCUGCUUCAUAACUCUAAUCAAAUCCAAGAAUCAAUAGCAUCGAUUGAUGAACAAACACAAAAGGUGGGAGACAACCUUAAGAACAUGCUAGGUGACUUAGGCAUUGUCAUGAAGCACACUAAGGAGCUUAACGAGCAAGCGAGGGGUAUUGCCUCGUCUCAAGUAGAGUUACUAAAAGGACAAGGGCUAAUGAAGGAGAAAAUGGAAGAAAGUAUUGCAAGAGUAGAAGAAUCUUAUAGUCAUCUUAGAAAGGACAUUGAAGGUUUGCAGAAGAAGGCAUCUGAAGUUGAAAAGGAGGUUACUAGUCUUGGAGCAGCGUUGUCUUUAAAGCUGCAUAACCUUCAGGGAAAAACUGAUGAUAUUGCUGAUAUGGCUGGACUUUCGAUAGAGAAGCAGCAGCAACUUCUUGCAAGUCAAUCAGAGGCUCUUCAGGGUCUUCAGUCUCUUACUGAUUUUCAGUCUAAUGCUCUUCAACAGAGCAGGGCUACUUUACAGCAGAUAUUAGGAUUUGCGCAGGGGCAACACCAAGAACUUAAGGAGCAGCAGGAACAGCUACUGCAGGCUCACAAUCUUUUGGCUAGUAAUUCAAAAUCAAUGUUGGAAGCUCAGGAAACUUUUGAGUCGAAACAAGCAAAUAUGUUUACUGCCAUUGAUAAGAUCUUUGCUCUACACAAUGCCAUGUUGCUCGAGUCAAGGCUUAUUAAAGCUUUCUUCAUCUACUCCCUCCUAAUUGUUGUUUUCUACAUGUUUACCAGCACAAAGCAAACUUACUCUGUCAGAUGCAGUCUCUACCUAGGUCUAUGCACUGCAUUUACAAUAGAGUGUAGUAUAUUGCAGUUUACAUCUAUCGAAAUUGAACAGAAAACUCGACUCAGAACAAUAGUGAAAUCACUUCUUGGCGCUUAUGCUGUUAUACAGCUUUUGUAUGCUUUCGUUACAUACAGGGAUUAUGAAGCAUUAAAUCACAAUAUGUUAGCAACUUUGAUUGAAAAGGUAAACAACAUUCAAAAAGUAAGAGAUUAUCCUUCAGAUGAUGAAGAAGUGGAUAGUGAAGUUGAUUGGAUUUCAUGGGUGGAGACCGAAUUGCCGGAAGAUUUAAGCAUUCAUGAAGAUCCAAACUACAUGCCACCAGUUGAAGAGGAAAGAAAGUCAGAAAACUCUGUUGUGAGUUGUGAUGAACGAAAGUAUAACCUCCGAAAUCACAAGCAUUUGAAAUAAUGA